CGCCCACACGCUUUAGCCUUUCCUCUUCCUGAUCCAACGCACUGAUCCUUUGAAUGGCCCUUCCGUGCAGGAAUUCCUGCCAAGAAUACUAGGAAUUGGGGUUACCCAAUGCAAUCGACUAGCAGAGGAAGUGGCAGCAACUGCAGAGAGGUUGCUCCACUCCUGCCACCAGAGGUCUCCGGUUACCUCCGAGGGAGGGGCUGCUGCUGCCGCUGCCUUUCUGUUCCUCGCCCUCCGCAUGUUGGGGGCUGAGCUUUGAAAUUCAGAUGCUGCGGACUCCAUUGUGAUCCGGGAUCCAGCUGCUUCUGCUUCUCCGCCAAGCUGGAUUUUUUUACGUGGGAAGAAGAAGGGAGAUCUAUUUCCUUUGUCCUUGCCUUCUGCGAGGGAAAUCUUGUCGCCGAAAUUAAAAGUGGGGGAUUGACUCUGGUUUGAACUGGCAUCCAUUUCGGAUCUAGAGAGCCCAUUCCCAGGGCCCCAGGUCAUAUUUCCAGCAGGGCAGAGACCAGAUCUUUUGUGGAAAGGAGUUUGCACCCCACCUCUUCUCACCUCUUCACCACCUCACCCCUGCUCAGGUCUCCACACAUACUGUCCAAGUUAAGACCAGCCCCUUCUGAAGAAAAUGGCCAAAGCAGAAUCAGCUCAGAUGCCUGGCGCCUAUCAGGAGGUGACGGUUGCUUCUGCUAAGGAACCACAGGAUCUCCUGCAUGCUGAUCAAGGGAGCCUCUACAGGAAUGUCAUGCAAGAGAGCUACAAGACGAUCCUCUCCAUGGCCCCUCCACUUCCACUCCAAAUGGAAUGUCCCAUUCAAAAAGCUGAGGUGCUUGGCCAUCUAGAACAAGGACAGGAGGCCUGGGCCCCAGAUCUCCAGAAGUCUGUGGACAACCCUGCUGAAAGUCCAGUUAAGGUAGCGCUGAAAGAACAGCCAACGGCAGAAAACUGGUGGAAUUCCUACCGGAGCCCUGUGAGCGUGCCCAGUUCAGACUCCUCUAGCACAGAUGAUGAAUCAACAAGUGAGAAAGAAGAGGAGGGGAACACGCAGCAAAAAGGCCUUAGGAUCGCAAAGCCACGGGCUUCUUUGCUGGGUAAAUUUGAUGGUGGCCACGUCAGAGAGGAACCCUGUAAGAGUCAGUGCAAUCAGGAGCAGAAACACCCAAAUAGUACAAGACUCCAUUUUCAUCCUGCUGACAAAAACAACAGGCACCGCGUUGGUAAUGGCCAGCAAAGAAUAGACACGGGAAAGGGCUGGAAUUCAUGCUCUGUGUGUGGGAAAAGGUUUGGUCGGAAAUCAUCCCUUAACAGACAUCUCAAAAUCCACAGUGGUGAGAAGCCCUAUAAGUGUUCCACUUGUGGGAAAUGUUUCCUUGAGAAAUCAAAUUUCAUUACCCAUGUAGGAAGACACAUUAAAAAGUCCCAUUCAGGAAGGGAAUCCUAUGAAUGUCCUGAUUGUGGAGAGAGCUUCAUUACAAGGGCUGAUGUAACCAAGCAUCAGAGAACGCACACCAAUGAAACAACCUAUCCGUGUCCUGACUGUGAGAAAAGCUAUGGGGAAGAGAGAAGCCUUGUUAGGCAUCAGAAAAUAGCUCACUCAGGAGCAAAUCUCUAUGAGUGCAACACCUGUGGGAAAAGUUUUGUGGAAGAGAAAGAUCUUGUUAGGCACCAAACCAUGAUCCAUGUGGGAGGCAGUUUCUAUCAGUGUCCUGACUGUGGGAAGAGCUACAGCAAGAAAUCGUCCCUAAUUGAACAUCGGAGACAUCACAAGAGGGACUUUCCUUGUAAAUGCCCAGAAUGCCAGAAGAGCUUUAGAGAUAACCGUAGCCUUGCCAAUCACUGGAGAAUGCACGAGAGAGAGAAACCCCAUAAAUUCCUUAACUAUAAAGUGCAUUUUGUGAAGAGCCUACCUCACACAAUGCAUCAGGGAAGCACCACGGAAGAAAAUCUCCAUACAUGUCCAGAUUGCGGAAGAUGUUUUAGGGAUGAGAAAUGUUUUGCUAAUCAUCGGAGAAUCCACGCAAGACAGCAACUGUAUCAACAGCAAAGUGAAGGGGACAGUAGCAAGGCAGAAGCACUGCUCACCAGAAAUCAGAUAACUCAAGUAGAGUUGAACUGCAACACAUGGUCUGCCUGUGGACAACCCCUCAGCACCAGCUCAGCGCCAGCUAUACAGCCCCAGGUAGAACUGGAAGCUCUCCAUAUGUGCCCUGAUUGUGGGAAAAUCUUCAGGGACAGCCAGUGUUUUGCUAAUCAUCUGAGAAUGCAUGCAAAAGAAAAACAGUGUAACAGUGCUCCCCAUAGGGAAAUAUUUGAGGAAAGAAAGCCACUUGCUGGCCAACAGGAAACCCACCUGAAACAAAACCCCUGCAGAUGUUCUGGCUGUGGGAAAGUGUACUCUACCCACUAUAAUCUCCGAAGACAUCGGCAAAUGCACCCAGAAUGCAGAUCCUAUAAAAGCUCCGACCGGGGGAAAGGGUUUGCAUUCAAAUGGUCUUUUACUGAGCAUCAGAAAGCCCAUGCAGAAGGUCAACGGCAUCCGCACAAAUGCUCUUAUUGUGGGAAAGCAUUCAGAGCCAAGAGUGUCCUCAACAGACAUCAGCAACUACACAUCAAAGGCAAGCCCUAUCAGUGCAAUGAAUGUGGGAAAAGCUUUGCGUACAAGUAUAUUUUUGCUCGGCAUCAGGAACUCCAUGCGGAAGGCCAACGACGUCAGCACAAAUGCUCGCACUGUGCGAAAGCAUUCCGGACCCUCUCUUCUCUCCGUAGACACCAGCGGUUGCACACAGAGGGCAAACCCUAUCAGUGCAGCACCUGUGGGAAAGCCUUUGCCUAUAGAUAUGCCCUCACCAAUCAUCGGGAAAGCCACAUGGAAGUACAGCCCCACGUGUGCUCUUUCUGUGGGAAAACCUUCACCAGCAGCUAUUCCCUUAGUAGACACAAGCGUAUUCACAUGGAGACGAGAUCCUAUCAAUGCUCCACCUGUGGGAAAGCCUUUGGAACAAAAUAUUCCCUUGGUAGGCAUCAGGAGAUGCAUGGAUCCAGUGAUGGGAAAGAUCUCUGUGACAGCUCAGCCCUCGCUAAAAAUCAAGCUAGUGAUACAGAAGAAAAUUCCAAUAACUGGUCUGACAGUUCAGUCCUCUCUGGCCAUCAGGCCAUCUGCAUGGAAGAACCACCCCUUGGAUGUGGUGAGAGUGUGGAUGACUCUGCUCACAUUAAACAUCAGGAUAGCCGCUCAGCAGAAAAUCCCACUGAAGGGCUAGAUUGUGAGACAACUUCUCGUGGCAACACAGUGUUUCCUAAAGUUCAAACUAGCUAUGCUGAUGACAGUUUUAAUAAAUUGCCUGACAAUUCAGUCUGCUCUGGACAGCAGAGAGUUCACAAGGGAGAAAAGCUCCCUGAACACUGCAAGAGUGUGGAUAACUCUGCCCCCCCUGAACACCAGAGCACCCCCUUAGAAGAACAUUUCACUAAAGAGUUAGGGUAUGAGAGAGCCUUUAGGGAUGGCUCACUCCUCCCUAAGGGUCAAGCUAGCUGUACAGUAGAAAAUAUUAACAAACAGACUGAUAAUUCAGUGUAUGCUGGACAACAGGGAGUCCACAGGGAAGAAAACCCACCUGAGCGCUCAGACAGUGGGGGAAGCUUCUUGGCUAGCUUAACUUUCAUUAAACACCAAAGGACCCACAUAGAAGAAAGUUUCAUUAAAGAGUUAGGUGGUGAGAAACCCUUCAAGGAGCGCUCAGCCCACACUAGUCAUCAGGGAAUCAUCAUGGGCAAAAAAAGCCAUAUAUGCUCUGACUGUGGGAAAUCCUGUAGAGACAAAUAUUCCCUCACUAGACAUCAGCUCACCCACACAUCAGAGAGACCGUAUCAAUGCCAAAAGUGUGAGAAAAGCUUCCGUCACUCCAAAGACCUUGGACGGCAUCAGGUGACCCAUACGGAUCUCAGGCCUUAUCGAUGCCCCGAAUGUGAAAAGUCCUUCAAGACAAAAUCUGCCGUUGAUAAACAUCGAAAGACCCACACAGGAGAGAAACCUUAUUGCUGCUCUUAUUGUGGGAAAAGAGUCACAACUAACUCAAUUCUUCGUUGUCACCUGAGAAUCCAUACAGGCGAGAGACCCUAUAAAUGUACAGAGUGUGACAAAGCAUAUAGAACCGGGUCAGCCCUCAAAAAACAUUUGGACAGACACUUAAACGUGAACAAAUCUGAGGUCCCCCCAAAAGAUCAGCCAAAUCAAGUUUUUUAAUACAUUUUCCCAUGAAUCUUCGGUGAUAUAAUGGAACAAUACUUGCUGGACUAUCAGUGCUGUUGGCAGGACUCAACCUAGGAUUAGUCUGGCCUCAAAUACUGGCAUCUUCAGAAAGGCCCAGGUUCUUUAUAUAAGCAACGGGGAUAAGCUACCUCACAAACGUAAACCCAACUCUGUUUUUCACCCUCAAAGCACCUAGAUGCCUUAGCUAAGGAAAUGGACUUUCAUACCGCCUGUGAUAUAGAGAUCUUGGAGUUCAAAUAAUUUUAAAUUACUAACUCCGACUGGGGAGACAUGGCUCUUGGAUGACAGGAGGAAAUGGAUAAUGGAAAAUGUGAAGUGACUGAUCUACCCAGUCAAGAUAAGACAAGAGUAUGGGGCGGGAGGGACCCUCUCAUAAUUCCUCCAAAGCACCAGCUCCCCAAGGAGAGAACAAGUACAGAGAAACUAUUGUUAAAUCUAACAUGCUGAACUUGUUAAAGUGGUCCGAGUCCUAAUUCAAGGUUCCUUUUUCAUCUUCUGAAUCUGUAUUUGCCAGAAAAAUCCAGAAAUGAUUUUUAUUUUUACAAAGAAUGUUAAAAGAAAGCUGGGGAUGGGGUGUGGGGAGCAUCAGUCUAGCUCAUACCUGCUCGCAUGAUUUAAUGACUAGAAUCUGUGAUAAAUGGCCAGUUUUGGAGAGACUUUCCUUUCAAAAUGCAUCAAUUAUUUCAAGCUUAGCUAUACUACUCCAGGGUUCAAACCCUGCUUUCCUCCCACCACCACCUUGGCCCUGGUGCUGUUGUCUUAUUUCUCUCUCCUUUUUGUCAUUAGGUGUAUCUCAGGUGCCUGUCCUAGCUUGGGAUUGGCAGGGGAGAUAGAGCCAUACGCAGAGCUUCCAUCGGCCUCUAUUCAGCAAGACAAUGUCUUGGAGGCUGCGUGUGCUGCUCUCUCCUGCGCUUGACAGAUGUUUUAUAGGCCAAAACCAAAACAAACAAAGCAGGUCAUCUUACAAGGGUUAAACCGCUAAAGCUGGAAGACACAGAGACAACAGUGGAAUCUCUUUUAAUUUAAGUACUAAAUAUAAGCAUUCAGAUAUGGUACAAAAUUAGAGCAGUCAUUUUUAUAAUGUUCAAGGAUCUGAUGUCUGGGAUUAUUAAGAAUAAUUGUAAUACACUGCCACAACAAUGUCUGGCAGGAAUCCAACUGUUCAGGAUUUGCAUGUGGAUAUUUUGUACUAUGACUUUUAUUGAAGCAGUUAUCACAAGGAACCAGGAGAAUACAAAACCACAAAAUGGGAUUGUUUGCAGUGUUGUACAUAAAGCAUCAUCAGCAUCUGUUUUCUAAGUUUUAUUCAGGUUGGGUGGCGGGGGGGGGGGGAAGAUAAGAGUGCUGGAUGGCAGAUGAAAACUUUCAUGAGAAUAGGGAACAUAAGAACAGCCCUGCUGGAUCAGACUCAAGGCCUAUCCAGUCCAGCAUCCUGUUUCACACAGUGGCCCAGCAGAUGUCUCUGGGGAGCCCAUAGGCAAGAGGUAUGUGCAUGCCCUCUCUCCUGCUGUUGCUCCCCUGCAACUGGUAUUGAGAGGCAUCUUGCCUCUUAGGAUGGAGAUGGCCUAUAGCCCUCAGACUAGUAGCCAUUGAUAGACCUGUCCUCCAUGAAUUUAUCUAAACCCUUCUUAAAGCCAUCCAGGCUGUUGAAUGUCACAUCUUAUGACAGAUAAUUCCAUAGGUUAAUUGUGCGUUGUGUGAAAAAGUACUUCCUUUUGUUGGUCCUAUAUGUCUUGGCAAUCAGUUUCAUGGGAUGACUCCUGGUUCUAGUAUUAUGAGGGAGGGAGAAAUAUUUUUCUCUUAUCAAUUUUCUCCAUACCAUGCAUGAAUUUAUGGACAUCUAUCAUGUCUCUCCUCAGUUGUCUUUUUUUCUAAACUCAAAAGCCCCAGGUUUUGUUGCCUUGCCUCGAAAGGAAGGUGCUCUAGGCCCUUCACUAUCUUGGUUGCCCCCUUCUGCACCUUCUCCAGUUCUAUAAUGUCCUUUCUGAAGUAUGGUUCCCAGAACUGUACGCAGUACUCCAAAUGUGUCCGCAUAAUAGUUUUGUAUAAGGACAUUAUAUUAUUAGCAUUUUUAUAUUCACUCAUUACCUGAAUGUGAAUUUACCCUGUCAGUGGUUGCCAGGAGUCCAUACCAACUCGACGGCACAAGUUUCUUUAUGUGUGGGGUAACUGAAGUCACCCAUUAUCACAGCUCUGUCUUUCUUUGAUGUCUCCCUAAUUUCCUUUUGCAGCUCCCAGUCACUGUCAGCGUUUUGGUCAGGAGGGCAAUAGCGUUUCCUUUUAGGUCUUGUAUUGUCACCCACAGUUUCUGUGGAUGACUCCAGUCCAGUCAUCUUAGGUUUUCUAGCUUGUUAGACUCUAUCCCUUCUUUGACAUACAGUGCUACUCCACCCCCAGUUCCCCACUCCCUGUCCUUUCUAUAGAGUUUAUAUCUAGGAAUAACCAUGUCUCACUGGUUCUCACUGUUUCACUCUGUUUCCGUUAUGCCCAUUAUAUCUAUGUUUUUCAUUAGCAACCAAGCACUUUAGCUCACCCAUCUUGGCUCGGAGGGUUCUGACAUUGGCAUAUAAACACUUAUACGCUGAAUCUCUUACCUGGCGUGUGCUAUGUUUCUUCUAGCCAUUUGCUCUCUUUGACCUCUUGACUAGAUAGAUGGGAAGCAAUCCCAUCUAAUCUACUCAAGAGAAAAGAGAUGGGAAGGGGGGAGAAAUCCUACAAUUCUUCCAAUACACCAGCUUGCCAGGCAGAAAAAUAUUGUUUACAUUGACCAGAUAUGUCUAACUUCACGUUAAUUUUAGAAAGGGGAGGUGGGCAUUCAAAAACGUAGCCAAAACUAAAAAAGAGGUCAGAUGAUACAAAUGGUUGUCAUGUAUUUUGCGAAGAUAUGGAAGAAAAUGGGCUAUUUGCCUGCACAGUGUGGAUGCAGCAGUCCAUCUGGUUAAAAGCACUGAGUGGGUGAGGGCACAUCUCUUAAUUUAUCGAAACAGAUUAAAAGUGCAUCAUUAAUUUUCUUCAGGUCUGUACAUGCACCACAGCACUUGGGCAAAGGUCAGCACGUAGGUGUCAAUCCUAAGCAUGCUUACUUUGAAACAAGCCCCAUUGAAACCAGUAGAUGUUACCUCUGAGUAAACAUUUAUAGGAUUUGGCCUCCUGGAUCCAGCAGUAUUAUUAGCAAAAAAUGAAAAGGCAUAUCUAGUUUUGGGUUUGAAAUAUCAAAAUAUUUUUGGAUUUCCUCUUGUAUCUGUGUGCUUAUGAAAUAGUAUUCAGAAGUUGAUUUCCCCAUCUUUUGGCAUGCCCCUUCAGAUGACUCCUGCUCUCUUUGUCGUUCCACAAGCCAGACCUAUAACUCUCGAGCUCUUCUCACAAACAGCUGAUGGGGUAAACCUGUUUUUGACUGUACCACUCCAAAGUGCAGGUGGGAGUUGAGUGCUCCUUCAUGCAAAAAGAAUGCAGAUACACAAAAUACCCUACAUGUUGGAAACGAUUAACAUGUCAAGGCUAGACUAAAACUCUUCGCUCUGACAUCUCAUUCUGGUCUAGCCCUGACAUCUAGUUUUCUAUAUGCAGGGAAGUUUAUUUUAAUGGAGGAGCUUUUAAUCCUGUGAGCUCUUGCCUGAGGUCUGAAGUGGUACACAGCCAAGAAACAGGUUCUCUGUUUGUGAGAGUUAGGUCUUGGUUGCAGAAGUGGGAACAGACUGUUUCAGAGGUCGUAAAGAACCUCAGUGAAAGCCUGGCUUUGUGCGAUGCCCCUGAGCCUCGGGAGCUCACACUCCCCCUUCCUUGCCUUCCACUUCUGACUUAGGUUAAGAUAAACCAAGAUGGGUCCUGUCUGAACCGAUCAAUCUUGGUUUAUUCUAACCUAGCUACUUGAAAUAAAUCAUCUGAAACCAAGGUUUGAAGUGAAUUACAGAUUGUGGUUUAUUUUAAGUAGGUAGGCUAGAACAGAACAAGACUGGUCAGUUUGGGUGUUACAACCCAUCUUUAUUUUAACCUAAAAUUCUAAGUGGAUGCUUGUGUGAGCAUUGGAGAGGAGAGUGUGCUCCUGAGGUUCAGGAACAUUACACAGAGCCAGGCUUUUAACUGAGCUUCUGUGUGAUGUCUAAACUAGCCUGGAAGCAAAUGCAGCCCGUACAAUACAGGCUUAGAUCAGCCAUCCAGUUUCCACAAUAGUUUCCCCCACGACAAUUUUAGAAGGCAAGCUCAAUUUUAAGACCAGAUAGGCUUCUCUUUGCUUCUGUGUGCUCAAAUAGUCCUGCUUUUCAGCUUGGUUCUACCUUAUUUUGGAGAACCUUGCAAGUGCUCUCUGGAAUGCUUCUUUAACUGGUAGGUCAUGCUGGAAUUGAGCUAAUGCCACCGCGGAUAUCCUCGUUGACUCCCACAUUGCCAGUGACUUUUAUUUCUAAUUCUGCUUCACCCUCUGCAGGGUUACCCACCCCGCAAGUAUUUUAGACUCCCUCUCCCCAUUGCAAGAAUCUCAAAUGUACAUUUGGUUAUUUAUUAAAGGAAGGUGGUAGCCAGCCUUCCUUACUAGGUGAGGUAACCACAUUUCCAGGUGGAGGUUGAAAGAAACUUAUCAAAAACCAGUGAUGUUUUAAUAAUCAACAGGAACCUCUAGAACUCUGUUGCCAAACUCAGAUGUCUAUGUGUCUUUUAGUGUUUAUGAACAGUUAGCAUCAAAAAAUUCUAAGCUGGUUAAAACCAGUUAUUUUUAAGACCAGAACCUUUUCCCUGCUUAUAAUGAACACUUUAAAUAGGUACCUCUUGUAAAAAGAUGAUAUAUGGGUGAGUUUAUACAGGAUACAUGAAGGUCGAAUGUAAUGGAAAAUGAAUGAAAUAAAUGACUGGUACAUUUUACAUGAGAAUUAAGUGAUCACUGUUUCUCUUGUAGGAGAAAAACCCCACAUUCUAGCAGCUCAUUCACUCUGAACUGAAGUGGUUGAAGAGGGUUAGAAGAAAUGUGAAGUGAUCUUCUAAUACAGUCAGCAUUGACCAACUUGCUAGUUUAUAUCUGGCCCCACCCUAGUUUUCCUGGUCCCUAACCCACGACACCCAAGGGGCAGUGCUGCUUCCUUUGGGCCUUGCUCCUAGGACCCCCCAAUGCCCAGGCACAAACCCAUGAAACUCUAGAAGCCUUUGCAGUAUUGCUCUCAUUUUUGUGUUGGACUGAAACUGAGGAGACCCGGGUUCAAAUUCCCUCUCGGGCAUAAAACUCAACUGGUGACUUUGGGCCAGACAUGGUUGGCCUAACCUAGCUUAAAGAGUUAUUAUGAGAAGAAAAGUGGGGAGGAAGAACCAUGCCCUGAGCUCCUUGGAGGAAGGGUGGGAUAGAUGUAUUGAAUAAACGGUCAUACCCUGUGGGGUAGGCUUGGCUGAGAGAUGCUGAUCAGCCCAAGGUCAUCUACAUCAGUCCAGGUAAAUUCUGUGACUGAGUAGGGAUUUAAACCUGGGUCUCCCUGGUAAGAGUUCAACACUAACCAUUACACUGGAUUUAGUAUGGGGUAUGUGCUAGGUGAGAAGUGUCAAAGCACCAUGGGAGGCUUCAUUUCUGUAAACACUGCAUGAGGCCAUAAGAGUGUUAGUGCAGGGUAAGUGUUGGGUUCUUAGCAAUGCACAAGGCACCAUUUCUCACUGAGUGACAAGCACCCCGCACAAAAUAGGAAGAUCUUCAAUAUCGCCAAGUCAGAGGCUGCUGGGGCCUCCUCUUGGGGGAAGAGCUAGGAGGGAGCUUCCAUCUAGUUGUCAUGGCUGUUACAUAUAUAGAGUAUGGAUAUGCAUGAUGCUUUACAAACAAGAGAAGAGGUAUCUGUCUCAAGGAGCUUACAAUCUGAAGUUUAACAAUGGAGUAACAAAAGGCAGGGAAAGAAUAUGCAUUUGUUUCAGUUAUAUUUAGGAAAGGUUACACACAAGGUUUCACAGAAAGCAUGGAUUUUGAGGGAAGAUUUAAGAACAUACGAGCCCUGGCAAUUCCAAGGUCUAUCUAGUCCAGUAUCCUGUUUCUCACAGUUGUCAGCCUAAUGCUUCUAGGAAAGUAGUCUGGGAAUGAUCAGAGUUGUAGUUCAACAACAGUCGGAGGGCCAAGAUUGCCCUCCCCUGCUCUAGAAAGCCCACAAACAGGAGAUGAAGACAUCACAUAAAGGCACUGGAGGGAUAUAAGAGGUGGGAUCACACAGGUAUUCUGGGAAGCAGUUCCAGGCAUAAAAGGCAACAAGGGAAAGGAGCAGGAGACCCUUGGAAGGGGCAUACUCCAAAAUCCAAUGGCUUGUUACCUGUCACAACCAUAUCAGACUGUGUGAACUUUGCACUGUGCAGAUAUGUUUGUAAAGUCCUACUGGCCAUACCUCAAGUAAAUUGUCAAAAGAAGAGGUGGCCAAUCUCAAGCUCUCCAGCUGCUGUUAGACUACAACUCCCAUUGUCCCAGCUGUAAUAAACUACAGCUGGCAUGAUGGGAGCUGUAGUCCAACAGCAGCUGGAGAACCUCAAGUUGGCCACUCCUGAUCGAGAGCAACUCUGGGAUGGAGCAGGAGAAGGAAAGAAUAGAAAUUGGACUUUGAAUUGGUCUUCAUCCGGCAGGGUUUGUGAAUAUUCCUUAUAGUUAAUGGGAAGGACUGGAGUUGGGUUAAACUAUCAAGAGCAACUCGAAAGAUGAAAGGCAUCUUUAUUUUAAAAGAUCAGGGGUAACAAGGCUGGAAGAUGAGACCUUGAAGAUCAUCAGCUGCUAGUAGGCCACCUGUAGAGGGCUGGAGUUUUCAGAUUGCGACAAGCAUUUUAUGGAGUCUAUAUGGCACCAUUAGCAGCAUGUUGUCCUGUUGAAUGUCUGUGUUACACCUUUUUCUUUUUGUGAGGGUGAGGAGAGGGAAUAAAUGGAAAUAUUAAAGUGA
Hemicordylus capensis (graceful crag lizard) is the source of this 11139-nucleotide messenger RNA. Its product is annotated as zinc finger protein 160-like. The coding region runs from base 620 to 4234 and encodes 1204 amino acids. The record is from RefSeq and is a predicted model, not a curated record. Gene Ontology annotation, biological process: regulation of DNA-templated transcription. The transcript is spliced from 5 exons. Gene Ontology annotation, molecular function: DNA-binding transcription factor activity, RNA polymerase II-specific; RNA polymerase II cis-regulatory region sequence-specific DNA binding. Lineage: Eukaryota; Metazoa; Chordata; Lepidosauria; Squamata; Cordylidae.